Oikopleura dioica is the source of this 624-nucleotide messenger RNA. The record is from the annotation of a GenBank genome assembly. NCBI's taxonomy places the organism in Eukaryota, Metazoa, Chordata, Appendicularia, Copelata, Oikopleuridae.
AUGAUGAUCGAUAAAUUCGAAGAACAGAAACAAGAAAUUUCGAGAAUUUCAACAUUGCUUCAGGAUAUUCAGAAGAAGGUUGAAAUACUUAGUGAGAAGUUCAAGGAAGAAGAGAAAAUCGAGGAGGAAAUUUUUAUGCAUGGCCUGAAGAAGAGUCAAUACGAUUAUUUGGCUAAAUUUGGUGCGAUAGGACAUUUCGCAGAAAAGGACGAAUGGUCGACAUUUGGGGGCAAAAAGUCGAUAUCAACAAACAAGAGCGCCCAAACGCUGCUUCUUCUUGCGCUAGAAAGUGGAUUGACAAAGUUUUCAUUAAAAGCGACAGGCGCUAAAUUCAGUCUAAAACACGAGUGCUCAUCGAUUCGAUAUAAUUAUGAUCGUGUUGAUGGACACUUUGCUGAGCUGAGUUUGGCAGUUCAGACGAAAGGCGAGAAACGGGAGUUUAUUGCUGAUUGCUUUGCGAUUAAUUCAGUGACUGGAAUUCAAGAGGCCAAAAUUGGAAGCAGAAAAACGUCAGAAGCGAAAGUUGUUUCCUUCAGAUUUGAUCUAAAGUCGACAAAAGCCGAGUCUAUCUACUACCGAUUUCAUGUGACCAUUCUUAACUGUAUCUCUGUCAACUGUAUUUGA